Chelonia mydas (Green sea turtle) is the source of this 2549-nucleotide messenger RNA. RefSeq names its product shisa family member 9 (gene SHISA9). Gene Ontology annotation, cellular component: postsynaptic membrane; AMPA glutamate receptor complex; dendritic spine membrane. Gene Ontology annotation, biological process: regulation of AMPA receptor activity; regulation of short-term neuronal synaptic plasticity. Bases 170 to 1969 code for a protein of 599 amino acids. Lineage: Eukaryota; Metazoa; Chordata; Testudines; Cheloniidae. The record is from RefSeq and is a predicted model, not a curated record. The transcript has 5 exons.
CAAAUCCGCAUCUCCUUCGCUCAUACCCACACUGCCCACCAAAUCGGAUUUUCCCCUUGGUGACAGCGCUUGCCCGUCAGCUGGAUGCUGCAGGGAGCCCGUGCGCCCCGCCGCGCUCUCUCGCGGGCGCUGUCAGGAUGCACCGGCCCCUCGUCUCAGGUGGGGCUCCAUGGGCUCCUCUUCUGAGGGAGAGAGUUUUCUCGUAGGACGGGCCGGGCUUUCUCACAGGGCGCGGGAAGGGGGGAUCCCUGGCGCCUGCAGAUUUCACAAGGCUGCGCGAGGAGCUUCUCCCGGCGCCCGCUUCUCCCCUGCUCUGCAGAGCCCGCACCUCACCCCUCCUGCUCGCCCCAGCCCCACCGCUCCUUCCCCCCCAGCCCUCCUCUCAUCUCUGCCCCCUCACUCCCCCUGCCCCCUCCACCCCGCUCCACUCCUCCUCCUCCCCCUCCUCCCCCUCCUCGCUCCUCUUCUCCCGCACGCUCCACUCUCGAUUCCACAAGUGCCGCUCACUUCGCUCGGCUCGCUGGGAGCUGCCGGGGCUGGGGAGCCCGCCAGGCAGGGGGCGGCUCGGCGCCCCGCUCCUGCCCCUGCUGCCCGCACGGACCAGGCUGCUGCAGGCGCGAGCGGGCUGAGCGAGCGCGUGGCCCCCCGCCCGAGCCCCUGUAUGUUCGGCCCCUGGCGCAGCGCAGCAGCCAGCAGCUCGAGCGGCGGCGGCGGCGGCAUCGCAGCGGCCGGGCUGGGAGGCAGGAUGCAGGGCUUCCUCCGGCUGGCCCUCGGCUGCUUGGUGGCGGACCUGCUCACGCUGGUGUGCCGGGCGCAGGAGAAAGCCGGGCAGCACCUGGGCAGCAUCGUGGUACUCUCCGGGGGGAACCACUCCAGCUUUGGGGAGCACGGAGACGCCUCGGAGCCGCCCCCGACCCCGGACUUCUGCCGGGGCUACUUCGACGUGAUGGGCCAGUGGGACCCGCCGUUCAACUGCAGCUCGGGGGAGUUCGUCUUCUGCUGCGGCACUUGUGGCUUCAGGUUCUGCUGCAAGUUCAAGAAGACCCGGCUGGAUCAAAACACCUGCACGAACUACGAGACGCCGGUGUGGAUGAACACGGGGAAGCCCCCUGCCCGCAUCGACGACCCCCUGCACGACCCCACCAGGGAUAAAACCAACCUCAUCGUCUACAUCAUCUGCGGGGUGGUGGCGGUCAUGGUGCUGGUGGGGAUCUUCACCAAGCUGGGGCUGGAGAAGGCGCACAGACCGCAGCGGGAGCACAUGUCCAGGGCUCUUGCUGAUGUUAUGCGACCUCAGGGUCCUUGCACAACAGAUCACAUGGAAAGAGACCUAAACAUUGUAGUUCAUGUGCAACAUUAUGAAAACAUGGAGACAAGGCCACCUGCAAAUAAUUUGCAUGGUUCACAGAUGAAUAAUGUGGUACCAACUUCUCCUCUCCUCCCUCAGAUGGCACAUCCACAUUCAUACCCCAGCAUCGGACAGAUCACAAAUCCUUAUGAACAACAGCCCCCGGGCAAGGAGCUUAACAAGUAUGCCUCCCUAAAGGCAGUCGGAGGGUAUGAUGGUGAUUUUCCUGUGAUGACACUUAAGUCAAAAGCUGACAAGGUCAAUGAUGACUUCUAUUCCAAACGCCGACACCUUGCAGAACUGGCUGCCAAGGGGAGCCUGCCACUGCACCCAGUGCGCAGAGAGGAAGACAGAACGUACACACCUGACAAUGGCACGACCAGACAGAAUGGGCAGAAAUCCAAAGUCUCAAAGAUGCACACACACCCCUUAGCUUACAACUCCAACUUCAAAACCUGGGACCCCAGUGUCCAGUCCCUCCGACGGCAGACAUAUGCAAACAAGGGGAAGCACAGCACAGGAGAACCAGCAGCAAGUGACCCACUGACAACUCGGAACCAGCACUAUCUGCCCCCACAGCCAUAUUUCAUAACCAACAGCAAGACAGAAGUGACUGUUUGAGAUUGCUUUUGAGAAAAAAAGAUCCCUUAAAAACAAAAACACACACAUAAAUAACUGAAAGAGGCAAAAAAAAAUGAUAUCAAGAAAGAAAGGAACUUCCACUUGGACAUUCCUGCUAUGAAGCCAAUUGUAAGGCAAAGAGUGGGUUAAUACCAUUCAGCAAUACACUGAAGGUUGAAUUAGAAACACCAUUUGUAUUUCACACUGGAAAACAAACCCUUGUGACUAAUUUUUUUUUACUUGAAACUGAAAUCCAUGAUGAGAAGUAGCACAAUCUAGAGAAACUUUAUGUCUGCUUAAACCAUUUACACUAUGUUCCCGCCUUGAGACAGAGAGCCAGUGAGAGAGAACAAUAUACUGUAAUACAGUGUUUUGGUCAGGAAUUUUGUAUAAAUUCUAAUAAUAAUAAUAAUCACUAGACCUGUGAAAACCCAAGUGCAAAUAACUUGGUACCAGCCCUAACAUUAUUGUACUUUCAUGUCAUCACUAUAUGAAGCGCAAAAAAAAAAAAACCACACAACCCAAUAAAAUAAAAAAGACAAAAGACUCUUUCAUGUGAAUCCAACGAAGACUGUUACAA